CUGUCGGGUCGCGCGCGCGUGCGUGUCCGUGAGGCGGAGCGCGAGUCAAACUCACACAAGCAGCCGUUCAUAAAGCGAGAAACUCACCGACAGUCGCCGUCAGCUGCCGAGCCGUGUGUGUAUGGGCUUCUAUCAUGCGGUGACAGCGGGGAGAAACACAGAAACAGGAUCUGUGAACGCGAUGCACGGUCCAGACAUGAACGGAAACGGAGUCACAGCGCAGUCCUCACAGAUGAACGGUCACGGCUCAUUGUCUCCAGAUGUUUCUGCCAAAAAGUCGGGUGGAAAAGCUCUGUACGAGCAAAGGAAGAACUACAUCAGGAACAGCAUCAACAGCCUGACGGACACGUCACAGUACCAUGUGGAGCAUCUGACCACGUUUGUGAUGGACCGCAAGGAGGCGAUGCUGACCAUCGAGGACGGCAUUAGGAAGCUGCGUCUGCUGGACGCUAAAGGGAAGGUGUGGACGCAGGACAUGAUCCUGCAGGUGGACGGGAAAGCCGUCAGCCUCAUCGACAACGACAGCAAGAACGAGCUGGAGAACUUUCCUCUGGCCUCCAUCCAGCACUGUCAGGCCGUGAUGAACGCCUGCAGCUACGACUCCAUCCUGGCGCUUGUGUGUAAGGAGUCCGGUCAGGGCAAACCAGACCUGCACCUGUUCCAGUGCGACGACAUCAAGGCCAGUUUGAUCCACGUGGACAUCGAGAGCGCCGUCAGCGACAGCAAGAGCGGGAAGCUCAAGAAGCGUCCGGAGGUGCUGAAAAUGAUCCUGAAGAGUGACGGGACCAUCCCUCCGCCCCCAGGAGGCCCCGCCCCCGAGCCUCCAGGAGCUGUCAAUCAAGUUCACGCCAAGAGCCGGGUGGCCAGUUGGUCUGCGUGGACCAAUCAGGAGCAUGACCCACAGAGACAUUACACAGAGCUGGACAGCUCUCCUGAGAUGAGCGCAGAGCAAGUGGACAGAGACGUGCAAAUCCUCAAUCACAUUCUGGGCGACAUCGAACACUUCGUCACCAAACUGCAGAAAGCCGCCGAGGCCUUUACUGAGCUCUCCAAACGCAAGAAAACCAAGAAGAGCAAAAAGAUAGGACCCGGAGAGGGGGUUUUGACGCUUAGAGCUAAACCUCCGUCUCAGGAUGAGUUUAUCGACUGUUUCCAGAAGUUCAAACACGCCUUCAACCUGCUGGGGAAGUUGAAGAACCACAUUCAGAACCCCAGCGCUGUGGAUCUGGUCCACUUCCUGUUCAAUCCUCUCAGACUGGUAAUCCAGACGUCUGGAGGGGUGGAUCUAGCUAAAAGCGUGAUCGUUCCUCUCCUCACCAGAGAAGCCAUUGACUUCCUGCACGUGGCAGGUUCGGUGGAAGAGAGACACCUGUGGGUCACGCUGGGAGACGGAUGGACCAAAUGCAGGUUGGAGUGGCCGAAGGAUCACCCGUUUCCUCCGCACACGCUGUGUUUCCGGGACGGCUGGGAGCCGCCGGUGCUUGCGUCUCGUGAUCAGGAUGUGGCUCAGCCGGCAGAGAGGCGUGGCACGGCGCAGAACGAGCUUCAGAGACCUGCAGACCAGCCGCUGGUCCAGGACUUCCCCGGUGCAGACGGGUACGACUACAGUCACACUUCUUACAAGCGCUUGCAUCUGCUGGAGCCAGACACGGCCGUGUCUGCUUUUAAACACGCGGUCAGCCGUCAUGUAGAUAGGAACCUGGAGGCUCACAGCCGGACGCAGAGGAACUUUGCCAAAUCCAGAUACGACUUUGUGGCCAGAAACAACACUGAGCUGUCUGUGAUGAAAGACGAGGUGGUGGAGGUGCUGGACGACAGGAAGCAGUGGUGGAAGGUGCGUAAUGUGUCGGGCGCUUCGGGAUACGUGCCAAACAACAUCCUGGAGAUCAGCAGGGCAGUGGACGUGACGAGCCGCGGGGAGCCCGUCUACAGCCACACCAUACAGCUAAUGAUGCCAAAAAAGGAAUUUGAGUUGUUUAAGCAAUUACUGGGCGAGUUAAACGAGAAGCAGCGCUCGGAUUAUGUGCCCAAACCGGUGGUGACGGAGGCCCCGCCCACUCCCACCCCUACAGCCCCGCCUCCUCCCGCCCCGCUGCAGAUCCUCACCCCCCCACUGCCCCCCGCAUCCACCCAACAUCAGGACACUCCUCCAGACGACAGCCAACAACACAACAACAACAGCAGAGAGAGCGAGGGAGUGACCAUGAGAGAGCACCAGAGAGAGAGAGCCGCGCCUGCCAACCGUCGUAAGUCCCACAUGGAGGAGGUUCAGGACGAGCUGAUGCACAGACUGACUCUGGGACGCAGCGCUCAGAAGAAAUCCCAGACUCCGUCUCAGUCCAGCAGCUCGACGGCGGUCAGCAUCUCCUUCGACUCGGCGCCGGACGACGUCAAAGCCUGGCUGCAGCUCAAAGGCUUCAGCGAAGUGACCAUCAACAGUCUGGGAGUGCUGACCGGCGCUCAGCUCUUCUCUCUGAACAAAGACGAGCUGAAGACCGUCUGUCCUGAUGACGGAGCGCGAGUCUUCAGCCAGAUCACCGUCCAGAAAGCUGCCCUCGAGGUUUUCUUCUGACGCUCCCAUGAUCUUCACAUGUAAUCCACGUUCCUCUGAAGAGGAGCUCGGGCUCGGAGCUGCAGGAGAUCAUGAGGAGACGCCAGGAGAAGCUGGCAGCGGAUUCCGGCGUGGAGUCCUUCGACGAGGGGACCAGCCACUGACCCCUCUCUCACCUCUGUGACCUCUGACCUCUUACAGGACGCCGUGGAGCGCGCUCAGUUUGCCGCCAUAAUGCGCCGUCGUCAGGAACUCUUGGACCCGUCCGAUAACGGAACCGGAUCGGAUGCGGACGAGCGCUCGUGACGAGAUUCCCAAAGGCUUUUUGUAGAGAUGUGUGUAGCCUAGAGCCAUCGACUUCAUCCCGGAAACAUUCACUUAUAUAUCCGCAAUCAAAGGUGUGGAGGUAUUCCCAAACGAUUGUCUGGAUCUCGGACCAGAUGUUGAUUUGAUUAACUGUUGUCCCUCACCUAUCCACCUGGAAAACUUUGUUUUUGUUUGUGUUACUAGCAAAAUACUGAACGGACUGUACUUGAGCGCUAAAAUGAGAAAUGUCCGUCUCUGUUGACCUGACACGAGUUAUUUGAGUUUCACACGGACAUAUGCAAGGCCAAAUCAAGUCCUCAGAAAUAUGACGUUUGGCCAAAUCAAUCUCUAGGUUCAAGGUUUCUGUUUAAACACAAAUGUCACACGCAUUCAGUCUGUAACUAUAAAGCGUGUGCAGAAUAAAUGGAAUCAUGUGA
Molecule: messenger RNA, 3294 nt
Organism: Carassius gibelio (silver crucian carp)
Lineage: Eukaryota; Metazoa; Chordata; Actinopteri; Cypriniformes; Cyprinidae
Product: epidermal growth factor receptor kinase substrate 8
Exons: 24
Coding region: 122-2572 (816 amino acids)
Biological process (GO): regulation of Rho protein signal transduction; Rho protein signal transduction; positive regulation of ruffle assembly
Cellular component (GO): ruffle membrane; plasma membrane; vesicle
Molecular function (GO): actin binding
Source: RefSeq, a predicted model, not a curated record